Messenger RNA from Dufourea novaeangliae, 1929 nucleotides. Its product is annotated as 1-phosphatidylinositol 4,5-bisphosphate phosphodiesterase epsilon-1-like. The transcript has 7 exons. Lineage: Eukaryota; Metazoa; Arthropoda; Insecta; Hymenoptera; Halictidae. The record is from RefSeq and is a predicted model, not a curated record. The annotation marks the transcript as partial. Gene Ontology annotation, molecular function: phosphatidylinositol-4,5-bisphosphate phospholipase C activity. Gene Ontology annotation, biological process: phosphatidylinositol-mediated signaling; lipid metabolic process.
CACCGACAUGCUCGAGGAAGGGAUGCAACCACUGGUUCGCUUCAUCGCACCCUGAGCAUUCAUACGACCGCAAUCGAACAAACCUACAUGGCCGAAGAAUGCGACGAGAACGACUAUCACCUCGAUCUCGAUACCUACAAACCGGUGCAGCCAAUCACGACCGAUCAUGGAGUUGCAUUAUUCCCUGCUGCUGCACCGCACACCGGCAUGGAUUUGCAUCUUCUGCAGGUUCUGCAUCAUGGAUCAACCUUGGUGCACUGGGACUCCGAAGGAGGCACUACAAGGACUGCUUUGGUCUUUGGGCGGGUGGAUCGUGCCUGCGGGACUUUCCUUUGGGAGAAGCCACCCUGGAGUCCUCUAAAGACUGCUCAGAUCGGUGGUACAGCCUUCACGGAAUUCUCGCUGACUGCUAAUCCAGAGGACCCCGUGCCAGCCAGUUUAUCGGGGAGGUAUACGGCCCAACAGUCGGAAUGCGCGUCCGUGACGCUGGAAGAGGGAUUUUUGGAUUUGAGCUCCGUCAAAGAAGUUAUGAUCGGCUGUUGUGAUCGGGACAGAGAAGCGGACCUACGAAGCAUUUGCAAGAGGUACGGGCUAUCGGGCUCCGACUCGUGUAUCGGCCUCAUGUACGGCUCAAGUCUGCCGGACAAUCGACUGAUCUUUCUGCUUUGCCCUCCUGCCCUCAGCAAAAUUUGGUACAUGGGUCUUUGUUGGAUCCUACGAGGCCUGAAACGGCAACAACAACUAACGGAUCGUAGAUCACGAUGGUUGAAAGAAAAAUACCUUCAGCUUUAUUUUGAAGAAGGUGGCCUGGAGCCAAUGACGGCGGACGCUAUAAGGGCUUUCGGCGGCCGUGACUGGUCCACGAAUGAAACUAUCGGAACACUUUCACCAACGAGUAGCACUCUUCGCAAACGAAACGUUAAGGGAAAAAAAACGAAAUCUAUAGGCAAUAUACAUGCAUUAACAAAGGAUUUGUGCUUAAAACAGUAUGACUGCUCGUCCUCAGAAGGAGGCUUAUCAGCGACCCCUCUACGUCAGAUUACGGGUAGCAGAGAAAGCCUGACGAGAAUCAUACCAGCAUCCCCACGGUCUACGAGAGAUCGAGUUCCUCCGCGCAGUCCUCCUGGUUCUGCCGAACGAAGUAUUAGUUCGAACUUGCCUUACACCAGCUUUCAGAGCCUAUUAUGUGUCGCCAGAGACAAGGAUAAGAAUGGAUCUGGAAUGUCAGGUGGAUUGGAAGCACCAUGGCAAGUGAAAGCGCGAACAACUUCCAUAAUGUACGAAACUCAGUUAAACUUCGUCGAGUUCGUCGCACUAUUUCGCUCAUUCAGCCUGAGAGCCCGAAAGGAUUUACGCGACCUAUUCGGCCAGCUGGCGAUCACCUGUCGCAGCCAGAGUGACGGUUCUUUGGGGGACUUCAGUAUACGACCGCCAGUGUUACGCCAAGCCAGCGAUGCCACACCUCAACGAAUCGGUCUCCUGACGAGGAAUAACUCUAUCGACUGUCACGAAUACAAAAGUAGCAGCAAUAUGCAAAAGAAACAAGUUCUGGAUGCAGUGGCUACAGCUAGCAUCAUUAACAAUUGUUCCGGCGUUGACACUUCGAAAUCCCAAGUCAUCACUCUGGCAACGUUCACGAAAUUUCUGGAAUCACGACAACAAGAGAAAUUAUCGGAUGACGAAAUCAAGGCACUUGUUAAGCGACACGAACCGGACCCAGCACUACGCACACAAUGGUGUUUGUCUUUCGAGGGCUUCGCACGUUACAUGAUGGACAAGGACAAUUAUGCUUUCCCAAACGAGUACGCGACACCGUCCGAGAUUGAAAUGCAACAGCCAUUGUCCCAGUAUUACAUCGCCAGCUCGCACAACACUUAUUUGACCGGCCAUCAACUGAAGGGAGAGUCUUCGGUGCAACUUUAUUCUCAA